AUGGAUUGUCACAAUAAUACUCACCAAAACUCUGGAGAAGCAAAUGCAAAACAGCAAAUUUUGCAAAAUGAAGGAAAGAAAAACUCAAAUGAAAGAGUUUCAUCAAACAUAUCUUCAUCUCCUUCAUCAUCGUUCGAAUCAUCAUCAUCAGAGAUGGAGAUGAGGUCCUCUGAUAUGGACACCUGUCAACUGUACUCAAUGUCCAGUGGCUCGUCAGCCUAUUCAGACGUGCAGAGUUUGUCGACGGACGAUGGAGUGUCCAGGGGUGAUAUUGCUGAAAAAAAUGACAACUGUAUUCAACUUACCAAUGGACUCAUUACGAUGUCAAUGACAGACGCAAAACUAUGGUACAAGUUCUUAAAAGUGGGAACAGAAAUGAUUAUCAACAGAAAUGGAAGGAGGAUGUUUCCAUACGUCGAAUUUUACUUAAGAGGCCUAGAUCCUUUUGGAUUAUAUGACGUCAUUUUUGACAUCAUCCCCGCCAGCAACAAAAGCUUCAAGUUUCUCAACAACAAAUGGAUUCCGAUUGCGAGAAAAAAAGAAGACUAUAAGAAUCAUCCCUUCAAACAUCCGGACUCUCCUCGGAUUGGAUCGGAGUGGAUGACUCGAAAGAUUUCCUUUGAAAAAAUUAAAUUGUCAAACAAACCAAGCACAAAGCCUGGGAUGUUUACGCUUCACACAUUUCAAAAAUACCUGGUUCGCAUUUCCUUGGUAAAACGUGAAAAAGAUGAUGGGCUCUCCGUUGUUGAAUUUCCUAUUCAGGCCACAACUUUUAUAGCAGUUACUGCUUACAACAACAAAGACGUGACUGUGAUGAAGAUUAACAGCAAUCCGCAUUCAAAAGGAUUUCGUUUUCCAGUGAAAAGAUCUCCACUAGAUUUAUCCGCCAAUAAAGACAGUCGUCAAUCAAAUCAUGAUUCAGACUCUGAAGGCAGUGCUGCAAAUGAUAAGCAAAUACAAACAGAUGUUACAAUGGCAGACAUGGAUUUUCACUUCUACUUACCUACAUAUUCUAAUCCAGAGAGACACAUUGAGAGGAUUAGACCCUGUUUUUGCCACAUUUUUGGACAUUUCCCCAGAGGUUUGUGGGAGCCAGCAAGACAAACUGAAAAUGAAAAGAAAGUAUUGUGCACAGUGGAUGACCGUGAACGAGAGAAACUGGAGGAGAGACGGAUGGAAUACAAUGCCAGAAUAGAGACUGAUCACUUUCAGAGAGAAGGUGAUGAGGUCUUUAUCCCACAGCUGUUCACUCUCAAAGAGAAGUUGGUCUUUAUCCCACAGGCGAUCACUUUCAAGGAGAAGGUGAUGAGAUCUUUCUCCCACAGCCGAUCAUCUGAAGCAGAUGAUGAUGAGAUCUUUAUCCCACAGCCGAUCACUUUCAUGGAGAAGGUGAUGAGAUUAUUUGUUUGA
This is a messenger RNA of Saccostrea echinata, 1410 nucleotides long. RefSeq names its product T-box transcription factor TBX20-like. Gene Ontology annotation, molecular function: RNA polymerase II cis-regulatory region sequence-specific DNA binding; DNA-binding transcription factor activity, RNA polymerase II-specific. Gene Ontology annotation, cellular component: nucleus. The record is from RefSeq and is a predicted model, not a curated record. NCBI's taxonomy places the organism in Eukaryota, Metazoa, Mollusca, Bivalvia, Ostreida, Ostreidae. The transcript has 8 exons. The coding region runs from base 1 to 1410 and encodes 469 amino acids. Gene Ontology annotation, biological process: positive regulation of DNA-templated transcription; cell fate specification; regulation of transcription by RNA polymerase II.